AUGUUAGUGUUUUGUAACCGUAUAUACUGUGUGGUAGUUGAAAACGGGCUUGUCUGGAGUUCCUUCCCCUUUCACUACGUAACAGGGUCUGGUCUGGUGCCCAGCUUCUAUUGUGACCAUUCAUACCCACCUGUGACAGCUAACACACCAGAAAAGAAACGAAAGCGUGAUUUUUCCUCACCCACAGGAAAAACCCCUACACAGCCUUUAAAGGCUAAAUUGGUGAAGGCGAACAAAACACGCAGGAACCUGGGCUGGACAUCCGAGGAGAAGGCGUUUCUCAUCAAACAUGUUGAAGAAACACCAAGAGACCCCGGAACAUCUCUAGUGGAGUAUUGGAAUCAGUUUGCUGAAAAGAUCAAUGCUGCUUUCCCAGACAGUUCUAGGAAAAGGAAUUCCUGCAAGAGUGUGGCACAGCGCCUCCUUAUAGCUCCAUAUAUAUGUACUACAAGUCCUCUGGAAAAUGCCACUAACCUGAACAAUCUUACAGCAGAUGUUGCCACACAAACAGAUUUCAUAGCUGGGCCUGACCAAACAGAGGAUGACUGGAUUUUUCUUGAACCAAAAAGAAAAUUACAGGAGGGUGCUAGUAGGUCAGCAGAGUUGAUUCCCCAGACAGCUUUGAAAAGAUUGAGACAGAAUGCCCCGCUUUCAAGAACAGAGAAAGCGUGUCUUAUCGACCUGAUAUAUAAUGCUACACCACAGCAGAUGGCCAGAACAAUGAUGGGUAUAACUUCACUUGGAGAAGAACUGAGAAAUAUAGUGUUAUUUGAUCUUGAGAUGGAGGCACAAGAGUGUGCAAACAAGGGAAGUGCACUGUACUUGAAACACUUUGACAACUUAAUCAAAUUUAGAUGGGAAAACAUCAUAAACGAAAUGGUCAAAAAACAAAGUUUCCUUUCUCAGGUGCUUCUUGCCAUCACUUUACCUAGAAAUAAGAUAGGUGACAGUAAAAGGACCCGAGACCUCGUCCCAGUGUUGGGGACAGCGUAUGCGAUCCUGAUGAAACAGAGAUACUCUGCUCUGUCUGGUGUACAGAAGAUGAUCUCAGUAGCAUUAGCAAAUGAACAAACACACCAGAAGAUUUCACUGUUCACUGUCUGUGAAAGAUGGAUAGAAUCUUCGUCAUCUGGAAUUCAAUAGGGUCUAUGAUCAACUCCAACCAUUGGGGAUCACACUAUGCCACCAGAGUAUGCUGGACACGAUGACCUCAAUAUCUGGGACAUUCAAUUCUAAAUUGAUAGACAGUUUGAAAUCAGGAAAACGCUUUCGUAUAGUGGGG
Molecule: messenger RNA, 1282 nt
Organism: Dreissena polymorpha
Lineage: Eukaryota; Metazoa; Mollusca; Bivalvia; Myida; Dreissenidae
Exons: 9
Coding region: 1-1143 (380 amino acids)
Source: RefSeq, a predicted model, not a curated record